GAUCCUAGAGUUAGAGACUUAGAGGGAGGGAUUGGAUUUAAAAAUUUUCGAAAAUUUUGAAGGGUUUAAAGUCUAUUCUAUCCAGUGUAAAUUUGCUUUCGAAAAAGGUGAAAAGCUAAGGAAAGGUCUUCAAUUUUCACUUUUGUACUAACCUUUUUUUGUACUCUGGUCCCCCCACCUCAGAAUCUAUGGGUUACACUCUUUCCAUUUUUUUUUAUACAAGUAAGCAAAUAUCAGUUAUCAAAUUUGAAAGUUGAGAGGUUAUCAAAUGUGAAAAUACUUUUCAAUGUUUGAAGUGGUGUGAUAUGCAUGUGGAAAAAAUAUCACGUGAAAAUCCAAAUAUUGAAAAAUAGAUGUUAUAUGAUAAUAUGUAAAACCUUUUGGUCUAAUGUAAGAUUGAUGUGGGUAAAGGUUUGUUGAUGUUGUUUGUAAAAAAAAAAAUACAUGUCACGUGUUAUUAUUUUAGAAGCUUUUGACAAAGGAUAUUUGCUAACCCCGAUAAACGAAUAUUUGAUGAAAACAAGGGAGAUUUUUGAUUGAAUUGAUUCAGUUUAAAUUUGAUUAUAGGAGUUGAAAGUCAUAUAUUCCGAAGAAAAAUUAAAGAAAAAGAAGACGAAGGUGCAAUAAUGCAUACAGUUAUUCUUCAACUAGUGCAAUUAUUUUGUACUGCGUUGUUGUUUGAUAUCAUUGCUUGCCACAACUUAUCUUUGGAAUCAUCACGAAAUGAUACAUUACUGAACACUGAAGUCAGUUGCACAGCUAUAUGUAUGGACAGGAAUCAAACGGCGGCUCUAUCUAACUGUUACGAACAAUGUAAAAUGUCCAAUGAAAUGGCAUUGAAAAAUCUAAAAAGCAAUGUAGAUGAAAUAAUUCGUUUAAAAUGCCGAGACGAUGAUUCACUGACAAUUGAAGUGUAUGGCAAAAUGAUUCAAAAAACGAUUGAAACAAAUCCAGACCAACGGCAGUACCAAGGAUCGUUAUUUUUGUACAAAGUACAAGAAAAUGUGAAUGCCCAACGCAUAAUUUACAUUGCCGACUCACCAAUUGUGCAAGUGGAAAACUUACAGGAAAAUACAGUCUACAAUGUAACAGCUAGUAUUUUUGAUGGUAAUUUAAAUUAUCGCCAUUUGCCCAUGGUGUUGUUCAAAACAUUGUCAAAUGGAUACACACCAAAGAAAAUAUCAAAUGAAACCAUCAAAUUGAAUUACAAUAUUUCAAACGAUUUAAAGCAUCCAUUGAAAGUAAUAAUUUCAUGGGAACGUACUGAAGAUAUGACCUGCUACUACGAAUACAGUCUUUUAAAGAGAGACAUAAGUGUUUUUGAUGAUAUUGAACCAUCUGGUUUACAACAUUUGAAGCAAAGCGAACUGAAUGAAAUCAAAAGAAAUGUGUCGUAUGGAACGAAUUAUACAUUUGAAAUUUUCGGCUCCAAUAUGAAAAAUAAUUCAAAUGAAGGAGGCCAUUGCGUUUUUAACUUUACUACACCAACUUGUUAUGAAAGGCAUGGAAAUUUAUCGGAAAUGUGUCCUCCGGUUCCAUUGGCGAACAUCAGUUCGACGUCAGAGUUGAUUGGAAACGAUUUAUAUAACAUAAAUAUUACAUGGAAUUUACCAGAAAAACACCCGGUCAAUUACAAUGUAUCAUUAAAUCUAAGAACCAUUGGUGAUCAUAUAUCACAGGAUAUAAAUGGUACCACAAAUUUUGCCUUUUUUCCUGAAGUUAACAUUUCUGAUCCCGGUUAUGAUGUGACGAUUAUUGCGUUUUCAUUAAACAAUCAAAGAAUAAACGAAGCCAAUUUUAACUUGCCAAAAAAGUCUUUCUUCGAGAAGUGUUUCAGCUAUUGUCCCUUUGAAUUUUCUGAACUUUGUCUGUUUCCAGAUGAAUACAAUCAAACACUUAAAGUAAUUGGGAUUUUAUUACCAAUUUUGACAUUAUUGGGUGGCUCCUUUAUUUUCUUUGUGAUACGAUAUCGACAAAAUCAGUUGCGACAUAGAAAGGAAAUUGAUUCGAAAGAAAGGGAAUUGCAAAUAAUAUUAAAAUCGCAUAACGAAGAUGAAUUGGAAAUUGAUGCAGCAGAUGUAGUACUAUAUGAAGAGUUGGGCAAGGGAGAAUUUGGAAUUGUGAAAAGAGGAGUUUUGAAAGACAAGGAUAUUGCUGUAAAAAUGUUGAAAAAGGAUGCUUGUAUCGAUAAUAUCUUGGGAUUUCUGAAUGAAAUUGGUUUAAUGAAAUCAGUUGGACAACAUGAGAAUAUCGUUGGAAUUGUUGGCCAUUGCACCAAAUUGAACAAUAUUAUGUUGCUCACAGAGUAUUGCCAUGAAGGAAAUUUGCUGGAUUAUCUACGAAAAUUUCGUGCAUCAUUUUCGCCAGAAUUUUAUACUGACCAGACAAAUGUUAUAACACUUUCAUCGUUCGAAAAAUCAACUGAAAAUAUUUUCAACUUUGAUUCCAAGUUGGUUGAUAAAUUUACGCUCAAAGACAAAUCACUUUCGUUGUCAAUCGUUGAUUCGAAAACUCCACAAAAAAUGUUGGCGGAAACGAACAUAAUUUCCAACCGAUUAUACGACGAGGAUACAAUGAAUGAUCCAAACUAUAAAAAGGAACGUUCAAAAAUUCUAUAUGAAAAUGAAAACAUAAUUGCAUCCAAAUUGAAUGAAUGUAACAAUGCAAACCCCAAUGAAUUAGUUCAUAGCCGCAAAUGUAUGCAGAAACCAAAAAAUCUGGAUCGAAAAAUUGAAACGGGAACAAUUCUUUAUGAUUCGGAAGUGUUGGUUUUUGCUGAUAAUCAAGCAUAUGAACUUGUGUUGUCAGCGGAAAAUGGUCUCAUGGGCAGCAUGGAAAUGAAAUCAUCGAAAAUAGAUCAAAAUAGACUAAGCGAACCGAUUUCUUAUAUAACCGGAAGAGAUCUAUUGAUGUUUGCUAAACAAAUUGCAAAUGGCAUGGAAUUUCUCGCAAACAACAAGAUCGUUCAUCGUGAUCUGGCUGCUCGUAAUGUGCUUGUCUGUAGUGACAAAACGGUAAAAAUUGCAGAUUUCGGUUUGAGCCGAGAUAUUUACGUUAAUAAAAUCUAUAUGAAGUCUAGUCAGGGUCGAAUUCCAAUCAAAUGGCAUGCAUUAGAAUCGGUGAUUGAUAAUAAGUACACCAGCCAAAGUGAUGUAUGGUCAUAUGGCAUUCUGCUGUAUGAAAUCGUUACAUUAGGUCGAACACCAUAUCCAACAGUUCCAAACGAUUACCUAAUUGAUUACUUGAAGUCUGGAAAUCGCAUGUCAAAACCGCCCAAUUGCAGCCAGCAAAUCUAUGAUUUAAUGUUCUCAUGCUGGCACUGUGAACCGGGCGACCGACCAACUUUUAAUAAAAUAUCACGAAAAAUUGAGUGGUUCAUUCGCCAAUUCGACGCAAAUAAUUUUUGUUGAUAGAUCGAAAAAAUAUCUGAUAUUGAAAAAAAGAUAUACAUUUUCCAUUUAUUUUAGAAGAAUUUAUAGAGUAUCAAAUAGUCUUGGGGUCUAUCAUCAUUUUCAAAAUAUUUUUCAAACAAAUUAAGCAGACUCAUCGUAUCAGCUAGAUGAUUAGAUCGCUUCCAUUGUAUUUUUUCGAUUUUAUUGCCAAUUGUUUUCCUUUAAUAAAAAGUUUUUUUUUUAUAGUCGAAUCAACCAAUAUAAAAUCACAGUAUAUACAUUACAAAAAAAUCACAAAAUUCAAUUGACAAGUUAAUAAAUACUUUGCACAGAAUAUACGGAA
This is a messenger RNA of Contarinia nasturtii (swede midge), 3735 nucleotides long. RefSeq names its product tyrosine-protein kinase receptor torso-like. Lineage: Eukaryota; Metazoa; Arthropoda; Insecta; Diptera; Cecidomyiidae. The transcript has 13 exons. The record is from RefSeq and is a predicted model, not a curated record. Gene Ontology annotation, cellular component: signaling receptor complex. Gene Ontology annotation, biological process: cell surface receptor protein tyrosine kinase signaling pathway; positive regulation of kinase activity; multicellular organism development. Bases 627 to 3410 code for a protein of 927 amino acids. Gene Ontology annotation, molecular function: ATP binding; transmembrane receptor protein tyrosine kinase activity.